Molecule: messenger RNA, 2143 nt
Organism: Diachasmimorpha longicaudata
Lineage: Eukaryota; Metazoa; Arthropoda; Insecta; Hymenoptera; Braconidae
Product: probable dolichyl pyrophosphate Man9GlcNAc2 alpha-1,3-glucosyltransferase
Exons: 2
Coding region: 171-1685 (504 amino acids)
Biological process (GO): protein N-linked glycosylation
Cellular component (GO): endoplasmic reticulum membrane
Molecular function (GO): dolichyl pyrophosphate Man9GlcNAc2 alpha-1,3-glucosyltransferase activity
Source: RefSeq, a predicted model, not a curated record
CUAAACACUUGUUGAGAAACGUGUUAAGAUAUUGAAAGGCAUAUCACGACAAUUGGAAUACCAAAAUAGAGGCUUUAGAAUGCCAUAUUCUGAAGAAUACAUCAGAAGUAAACUGAUCAAACAUCUCCAGGCCUCUCACGUCUAAACCGAUUCCCCCAAAAACCUCCAGAAUGCCCGAGUGUCCUCUCGUGCUUCUGAUAUCAUCAGCGAUAAUCUUAAGAUGGUCGACAGCUUACCAUCCUCACAGUGGUGAAGGCAAGCCCCCCAUGUACGGCGAUUAUGAGGCCCAGCGUCACUGGCAGGAGAUAACCCUGAACACACCCCUAGUCCACUGGUACCACAACACCACUGACAACGACCUCCAGUACUGGGGUCUCGACUAUCCGCCCCUGACAGCAUACCAUAGUCUCCUGCUGGGUAAAAUCGCGAGGAUGGUGAACCCCUCGUACGUGGAGCUGAAGAAAUCCCGGGGUUUCGAGUCGCCUGAGCACAAGCACUUCAUGAGGCUGACAGUCCUGGCGACAGACCUUCUGAUCUACAUUCCCUCCAUCAUCCUGUACUUCCGGGCUUCCGAGGGUCCAGAAAAAAGUGUCAACCUCAGAGGGAAUGGAAAUAUCUUCAGCUUGAGACGUCAGCACUUGCUCAUCCUCUCGUCAUUGCUGUACCCCGGGUUGAGUUUGAUCGAUUACGGCCAUUUUCAGUACAACUCGAUCUCCCUGGGUCUCUUCGUUCUCGCUGUCCUGGGGAUAAUGAAGGAUUCCAUAGGCCUCGCCUCCCUCUUCUUCGUUCUCGCUCUCAACUACAAGCAGAUGGAGCUCUACCACUCACUUCCUUUCUUCUUCUACAUCCUGGGUGUCUGCGUGAGACUCAGGGAGAAAUCCCUGAUGGCCUCGGUGCAGCUCCUCGUGAAGACACAGCUCGUUGUCUUGGCGACGUUCUUUGUUAUCUGGGCGCCAUUCCUAUGGAUGUGGCCAGCUGCUCUCGAUGCUGUUGUUAGGCUCUUUCCGGUGGGGCGAGGACUCUUCGAGGACAAGGUCGCCAAUUUUUGGUGCUCUGCCAAUGUCCUCGUCAAGCUCAAGACACUCUUCAGCAAUGAUGAACUCUUCAAAAUGUCGUUCAAGGCCACUAUUGCUGCUGUCUUUCCCUCCAAUUUGGAUCUGUUUCUCCAGGCCAACAAGGAGAAGUUCCUUCUGUCCUUGAUUAACACUUCGUUGGGAUUCUUCUUGUUCUCGUUUCAGGUCCAUGAGAAGUCUAUUCUCCUCGUGGCCGUUCCGGUAAUUCUGUAUUUCCGAAGAGAUCCAUUCUUCUGCUUUUGGUUUCUUAUUGUCUCGUGCUUCAGUAUGAUUCCCUUGAUCAUCAAGGAUGGACUGUUCAUCGCUUAUUGUGGUUCCAUGGGGAUCUACUGCCUGGCUGUGGUGAUGAUUAUUCCAGAGGUGAUGGACACCUCUGGGUGCUUUGGAAGGAGGGGGGGAAGACUUGCUCAGGGGGCACUUAAGGUGGCAUUUGUUUGCUCGGCUGCUGGAACUGUUCUCCUGUCCUUUGGGAGUUUCUUCCUGGAACCCCCGGAGAGAUAUCCAGAUCUCUUUCCACUUCUCGUGUCGGUUUAUUCUUUUGCACAUUUCUUCGCGUUUCUUGUUUACUUUAAUGCGAAACAAUUUUUUUUUACUGGGGAGGGUGUGAGAUGAGGGCGUAAGAGAAAAAAAUAUUUAUGCGGUUGUUGAUAAGUUUAGGGUAAUUUGAAAUUCUUUAUAAGAACAAAAAUAUCUUAUUUUUGUGACAAUUGGGAAAAUCUCUCUAUAAAUAUUACAAUUCAACGGAAAACGCUUGAACAAUUUCAAUUGAAGAAUGAAUUGCUUAAAAUAAAAAUCUAUUCAUUUUGUAAAGUUAAAUAUUUUCUGGGGAGAAAAAUCAACAAAUUUUGAAUCGCAUAUUUUGAUAAGAGUCCAUUGUCAUUAACAAUAUUUGGGAACAAUCCCUUGACUGUAAAAAAUGAAUGAAAGAUUGUCCAACGCUUCAUGUGAAUCACUGACUGACUUCAAUCUCUGUAAUUAUAUUUUUAAUACUAAAAACAAACCUUGUAAUUUAUGUAUAUUUUAAAAUCACUGUUUAUCAAUAAAUUCCAUUGAUCGACAUGAAAUAGUAA